This is a messenger RNA of Halteromyces radiatus, 2253 nucleotides long. RefSeq lists its product as uncharacterized. Gene Ontology annotation, molecular function: phosphatidylinositol-3-phosphate binding. The coding region runs from base 144 to 2048 and encodes 634 amino acids. The transcript is spliced from 10 exons. The record is from RefSeq and is a predicted model, not a curated record. Gene Ontology annotation, cellular component: endosome. Gene Ontology annotation, biological process: protein targeting to vacuole; retrograde transport, endosome to Golgi. NCBI's taxonomy places the organism in Eukaryota, Fungi, Mucoromycota, Mucoromycetes, Mucorales, Cunninghamellaceae.
UUAUUAUUAUUAUUAUUAUUAUUAUUAUUACUAUUAUUUCUAUCUAUCUAUUAUAUUAUUAUUUUUAUUUUUAUUAUUAUUAUUAUUAUUUAUAUUCUUUUAGUCUUUUUUUUUUUUAAAUUACUUUUAUAUAUAUUGCUAAAAUGCUUCAUGAAGAAGACGAUCCUUUAUCAAGUUCCAUCUUCGGUUCCACUCUUCAAUCUUCUUUUAUGGAUGGGAGAUCUAUGCAAACACCAGUCUUCUCUUCUUCACAUUACGAUGAUGUUAACGAUCCUUGGGGAAAUACAAGUGCAUUUGAUUCUAGUCAUAAUGAAAUAGGUCGUUCAUUUACUACUCCUAAUAUUCAAGCUUUAUCUUCGACAACGACUGGUGGAAGUCGCACAAACGGUCAUAUGGAAUCUAACUCUUUCAAUAAUGGUACACCUACAGCAGCAAUGGUCUUAUCUGGUGUUCGUUUGCCCGAGUCCUACAAUACUCUAUUUGCAGGAACUCAACGAUCUGGACGAGUAUCUCUUACAUCACUUCACAAAAUACUAGAAAGAGCUAAUCUUUCAGCUAGAGAUGUAGAAAAGAUUAUACAACUUGUUGUACCAAACGGCACCUCUUAUGUCACUCGACCAGAAUUUACGACAGCCUUGGCAUUGAUUUACUGUGCACAAAAUAAUUUUGAACUCUCACUCAAUAGUCUAUACCAACAACGUCAAGCUCUUGGUACUCCAGUACUUACAACUUUUACAAAAGACAAAGUGCCCAAUCCACUUAACGGUUCAAUAGCAGUCGUACCAUCACCACUUACAACAGCUGAAGAAUCAAUAGGAUCAAUACCAAAAACAACAAAUGGUCUUACAGUAUCUCCCACUUCAACUAUACAACAUGAUAUCCCUCAGCAAAAACUAAACACCAAAAAUUGGUUCAAAAACAUUGAAGAAAUUAAAUUGACAAUAGCACCAGAACGAGAAGGAUUCAUCUUCAAACAUGUCAACUAUAUCGUUACCAGUCAAAAAAGGUCUUCAAUUGUAUUGCGACGCUUUAGUGAUUUUUGGUGGCUCAUGGAAAUUUUGGCUCGACGUUAUCCUUAUCGAAUGUUACCGAAUUUACCUCCCAAAAAGUUAGGUGGCCGUGAUGCUGCGUUUUUGGAGAAACGAAGAAAGGGACUUUCAAGAUUUAUCAAUGCUGUAGUACGCCAUCCAACAUUACGUACUGACUCUGUGGUAACCAAGUUUUUAACUGAACCUUCUGAAUUGGCAGCCUGGAGGAAACAAUAUUCUCCCUCUGUAGAUGAUGAAUACAAACGAAAACAACACGAUAUUGAAGAUAUGAAAUCAAUGAUUCCCAACGAUCUUGCUGACCGGAUCCAGAAGACUCGAACUAGUGUUGGUUCAUCUAUUGAUCAUUAUGUAAACUUGUGCUUUAUUAUGGAAAGAACAAUUAGACGAAUGCAUGGUCAGGCUACAGAUUAUGUUCGGUACAGUAUUGCACUCAAUUCCCUUGCUGAAUCCGAACUUAGGUAUCAUGCUUCAGAAUGUAGAAGUUGCCGAUCAAUAGUUCAUGGAUAUGAAAAAGUGGCUAAACAUAUGCAAAAAGAAAGUAGUAUUCUGGAUAAUCAGGUAUCCAUUUCUGCAGAUGGGAUAUUGGAAAAUUUGAAACAGGUCCGGGAUCUCUUAGUAUCAUUCAGGGAAUUAGUGGAUCGAAAAGAAAAAUUGACUGUGGAUAAUUCGGAUAUCUUGAUGAAACGUAUCAAUUCCACCAAAGCGAAAAUAAAUCAAAACAGAGGUGUACCUGGGAUGGAGACCGAAGUGGAACGAUUGCUGCAGCAACUGCAAUCGGAUGAACACGAAUUACGGGAUCAAAAAUGGCGACAAACAUUCAUUGAUUAUUGUAUAUGGUCGGAAAUGACUUUUCUUCACAAACAACAAGCAUUUGUGUCCACUUUAUAUCGAAACUAUGUCAAGGAAAUGGUAGAAUUCUCUAGACUACGUGCUGAAAAUUGGCAACAGCUUGAAGAACCAGUGUUUGAAAUGCCUGUGGAUUGGGAUCUUUUUACUUGAUUAGUUUAGUUUAGAUGAUAUACUCCUUUUAUUAUCCCCAGAUAUACUUCAAUAAAAAAAAAUUCCCGAUAUUCCCUAUACAUAUAUAUUUAUAUAUAUAUAUAUAUUAUUUUUACUGAUUAACUGGAUUCAUUUUUAUUUUUCAAUAAAUAGUUUAUUAUGAUAGAUCAUAGAGAUGACGGUUUUCAUCAUUUGCAAGUGCCAG